Messenger RNA from Staurois parvus, 520 nucleotides. The record is from the annotation of a GenBank genome assembly. Lineage: Eukaryota; Metazoa; Chordata; Amphibia; Anura; Ranidae.
AAGCCCCUAGGCAUGCAGACGGCUUCUACAAACAUUGGUGAAAGAAUGGGUCGCUCUCAGGAGCUCAGUGACUCCAAGCGUGGUCCCGUGAUAGGUGGCCACCUGGGCAAUAAGUCCAUCUGUGACAUUUCCUGGCUACUAAAUAUUCUACGCUCAACUGUUAGUGGGAUUAUAACAAAGUGGAAGCCACUGGGAACAACAGCCACUCAGCCACCAAGUGGUAGGCCACGUCACAUGACAGGGCGGGGUCAGCGCAUGCUGAAGCGCACAGUGCGCAGAAGUCGCCAACUGUCUGCAGAGUCAAUAGCUAAAGAUCUCCAAACUUGGUGUGGCCUUCAGAUGAGCCCAACAACAGUGCGUAGAGAGCUUCAUGGAAUGGGUUUCCAUGGCCGAACAGCUGCAUCCAAGCCUUCCAUCACCAAGUGCAAUGCAAAGCGUCGGAUGCCGUGGUGUAAAGCAUGCCGCCACUGGACUCUAGAGCAGAUACUUGCCUGACUGCAUUGUGCCAAGUGUAAAGUUU